Prorocentrum cordatum is the source of this 3699-nucleotide messenger RNA. Lineage: Eukaryota; Dinophyceae; Prorocentrales; Prorocentraceae. The record is from the annotation of a GenBank genome assembly.
AUGUGCGCCCUCGCAACCUUCGGCCGCCUGACGAUGGUCGAAGCGUGCACCCACGAGGACUCGAAUCUCGGGAAGGUGUGCGACGAGAAGGGCUACCACUACGAGCGGCUCGGCCUCUUCAACGAGAACGACCUCAGCAAGCCGCAGGGCUACCACAAGGCGAAGUUCCUGCUAGACGAGAAGCGCCCGGAGCUCUUCGUCAGUACACCACCCUGCGGUCCAUGGUCGAUAAUGCAGAACGUCAACCAGCGCAACGAUCAACAGAAGGAGAACCUUCGCAGGAAGCGGCUCAAGAGCCAGCGGAUCUUCGAGAACAACAAGAGGCUCAUCGAGCACCAGGUGCUCAACCUGAACGGCUCGGCCCUCGCCGAGCAGCCCCACAACAGUCGUUCGUGGCAGAAGACCUGCUGGAAGGAUCUCCACAAGAUCCUACCGUACGAGGUGAUCGUGGAUGGCUGCGCCUGCGGACUACGAGCCCCUGACACGGGCGAGCUCAUGAAGAAGCGCUGGAAGUUCUUGACGAAUGACAGGAGGAUCUGGGUAGCCCUACAACCUCUACAGUGCCGUGGAGGACACUACCACGAGGAGAUAGAGAGCAGCUUGAGGACCGAGGCCUCGGGCUCCUACCCCAAGAUGCUGUGCCGCCGGAUCCUCAGGGCUCUGACCAAGAGCCAGAACCAGAACUACUUCGAGGACGAGGUUGUGAACUGCCUCUGCAUGGCAGCUACCCAGCAGCCACCGACAGAGCCUACGCCAGAGGAGGACGAGCCGACUCUCCCACCACGAGACGGCAAGGAAGCGCACAACCUCACCAACGAGACGGUCAAGAAGCUCGAGAGCUACAUCAGAUUGGUGCUUUUUGACGCUUUCUCGUGGAUCCGUCGCAGCACGAACACGAACGUGAUGGCGCUGGCGAUACUCGACGCCGGCUCGGACAUCCUCUACGUGCGGCUGAUCGACGAGAAGCCGAUCCCGGGUACUACCCGGCAAGUUCGUGCAGGCGACCUUCGGCAUAUUUUUGCUACAAAAUGGUUCCCCUGGAUGGGACGCCCGAAGGUCAUGCGCUACGACCCUGCCGGCAGCGCCAUCUCCGACGAGUUCCGCGAGUGGAUCGAGAGCCAGGGAGUCUACUGUCUCCCAUGCGCGGCCGACGCCCACUGGCAGAUCGGCAAGAUCGAGCGUGCCAUCGAAGCCUUCAAGGAGGCCCUCGACGCUUUCGACGAGAUGGUCUCAGCCGAAGUACCCACCAGCGAGAUGUUCGGACUCCAGACGGCGGCCAGGAACGACCUGAUCAGGAUCGACGGGUUCAGCCCGCUGCAGCGCUAUGCGGGACGGACGCCGACUGGGACGACAGUCAAUCUGUCGGACGAGCCGAACAACCUGCCGCUCAUCAGUGCCGAGCUGCAGGACGGUACCUUCAGCAGGGACGCCCAGGUACGACGAAUGGCGCGGCUGGCUCACAUCCAGACCGAGAACUCUGACCGAGUCAAGCGAGCGGAGGCCGCGCGCUUCAGAAGGGACAGCCUCGCUCAAUGCCUGGGCGAGGACGCUGGUACGGACCUGGACGAGUACUUUGUCACGAGCCAGCGAGCUCGGGACACCGACCUGCCGGGGACCUGGACCUUCGGCGAUGUCCAGAAGCAGCUCGACACGAAUGAAGUGAUCGACUUAUCGAACGAGUCCCCGCCCACUGGCGAGGACUGGAAGAGCGACCUCUACCUGGACCGCGACCUCCCAGAAGGCGGCCACGAAGCUGGACUACCCGAGGCAGCUGAGCAGCCCAUCGAGGAGGAGAUCGUCAUGGAAGCCCCUCCCGGCGACGACCAGGAGGAGCGCGCGUCGCAGCGGCCCAUCGUGGCGGAGACUGACGAUGACCUCGACGAUAUCUCAGCGCCCGACGUGAACGAUAAGCGCCGGAUCCGAGAGCCCGGCACAACCGAGCCCCCGGCUAAGAAGCAGCGGGUCAACGCUGCGACCCAGGAGGCCUUCUCCUACUACCUGCAGGAGGGCAACUUCUACAGCGACUAUGCCUACAGUGUCCAGCAGUACGACGAUAUGAAGGAGAACGACGAACUUAUCGUGCUGGACAUCCCUGUCAGCAACGAGCAUGCGUUCAUGGCCUACAUGGACGAUCCCAGCAACUUCGUGGCAUCGCAGGCCCGCAAGGGCCGAGUGGAGGUCUCAUUUAAGAAGGCGACGCCUGAGGAGAAGAAGCUGCUACUCGAGGCCCAGCAGAAGGAGUGCACCUCAGUCCUCAGCACGAAGGCCGUCAGGAUCCUCAGCCGACAGGGGAUCGACCCGGCGCGCCUGCUGCGCUGUCGCUUCGUGCUGACCUGGAAGAAGGACACGCUCAAGACGCUGCAGCUGGAAGUGAUACAGUGCGAGCCGUGCGUCUGGGUCAUUCGAGACGGCACGAAGCUGGUUGGCAUGGUUAUCCUACACGUCGACGACAUGAUGAUCGCCGGCGACCAUCACAACUCGGCAUUCCUCAAGAAACGACAGCAGAUACAACAGGCCUUCGAGUGGACACCUUGGGAGAGCCGAGCGUUUGUGCAGUGCGGCAUCAGUAUUCGACAGAAUGAGGACUACACCUGCAGUCUCGCACAGGACAGCUACAGCCUGAACGUGGAGCCCAUCAAGAUACGACGUGGACGCAAGCCCACGGAAGGAGUUUCAGACAAAGAGAGAUCAGAUCUACGAGGCCGACUUGGUACAGUCGGAUGGCGAGCUCAGCAGUCGGCCCCGUGGCUCAGUGCAGAAGUCUCUCUACUCCAAGCGGAGAUACCUACGGCGACGGUCUCUACCAUCCAGAAGAUCAACAAGCUGAUCCGCACCAUGAAUGACACUGCCGACGUAGUCAUGCUCAUCCCGGCCAUCGAGCAGAUCGCUGUGGUUGGCUGGGGCGAUGCUGCCUGGGCCGCUCGCAUUACUGGCGAGUCCCAGGGUGGCGAGAUGAUCGUGCUGGCACCACUGUCUUUCCUGAGUGGCUCGACAGAGACGGUAGCGCCUAUCUCAUGGAGAUCAUGCAAGUUACCUCGAGUGGCCAGAAGCAGUACGAGUGCGGAGGUUCAAAUGAUGACAGAGACCCUCGACGAGAUCAGCUACGUGCGCCUGUUCAUCUACGAGUUAGAGUGCGGCCAGGUGGACUACACCAACAAGCAACACGUGAACGACGCCAUCUCAUCCUGCCCUGGCGUACUGGUCACAGACGGUAAGUCGGGCUACGACGCGAUCGAGAAGAGCGAGUCAGCUGGUCUCGGCCUACGUGACAAGCGGACGAGCAUCGAGUGUCUAGGCAUUCGACAGCAGAAGGAGCAGACGGCCCUCCAGAUACGCUGGGUUCACAGCGAUGCCAUGCUAGCCGACGGCCUCACCAAGGAUCGAGCCGCCAAGGUCUUGCUAGAGUUCUUCCGGUCAGGUCAGCGCUGGAGACUCGUGGACGACCCCCUGCACCGCAGUGCUAGGAAGCGCAAGACCGAGGGCAUGGACAGGCUGGACCACGGCAAGCCGUUAUCAGCAGACGACGAUGAAGCUAUGCUGGAGGCCCUGAUCUACUUCGCUCGCGACAAUCCCUACGAGCAGGAGACCCCUGCCGGAGAUAUAGCCCUUUGGGGCACUGUGAAGCCUCUCACGCGCUCUGUGCUUUCUGUGAAUUCAGUGGCCAGAGGCAGGUCUCGAUGCCGUAACAUCGAUCUUUAG